Rotaria sp. Silwood2 is the source of this 696-nucleotide messenger RNA. Lineage: Eukaryota; Metazoa; Rotifera; Eurotatoria; Philodinida; Philodinidae. The record is from the annotation of a GenBank genome assembly.
AUGUCAACCAAUUUCUGUUCACUUUCAAAUAUUUUUCGUAUCUCUUUCGAUACCUUCGAUGAAGUUAUUAAAAUAGUUAAUGCGCCAGAUUUUAAAAUCGGAAAUGCCUUUGCUACUGUUUAUUUGCGUGCUGAUUGCAGCUUUCUUGAAGAUUUGCCACCAAAUACUAAUGAUGACAAGAUUUCAUCAGCGAUUGCUAUUCAAGUUGAAGAAAAUAAACUUCAACCUACAUCUUUUUACGUGCAGUAUAAUAAAGACACAGGUAAUGCAGUUGUCUUGGCAACAAGGUCUAAUAAGAAAUGGACUGCAGACAGUUUCUUAAUAAUUGAUGGAGGAAAAGUGCCAAAAAAACCAAAACUUGCAAAUCGAGUUGUUAGACAUGAUCAUGUUAAUGAUCAUCUCAUUGUAGAACUCGAUGACAUGAAUAAUUAUGAGAAUUGUUUAUCGAGUGGAGCACUUCUCAUUGACAAUCAUAUGAUGCAAGUUGCAGUUCAUACAACGAUUGCUAAUCCAGAAGAAAAUGAAAUUACUGCUGAAAACUGGUAUGAAACAGAGAUGCUUGAUAUAAAACCAGAUAUAAUGACAAUGAUAAAUAAUCCUCAACAUCUAAUAUUUCGUUAUAAAUGGAAUGCACAAAUUUGGAUUGAACAAAUGAAAAAAAAUAGAAGUGAAAGAUUGACGAUCAACAAAAUAUGA